Messenger RNA from Biomphalaria glabrata, 3080 nucleotides. RefSeq names its product UBX domain-containing protein 11-like. Gene Ontology annotation, molecular function: ubiquitin binding. Gene Ontology annotation, biological process: proteasome-mediated ubiquitin-dependent protein catabolic process. The transcript is spliced from 5 exons. NCBI's taxonomy places the organism in Eukaryota, Metazoa, Mollusca, Gastropoda, Planorbidae. The record is from RefSeq and is a predicted model, not a curated record. Bases 32 to 1702 code for a protein of 556 amino acids.
UUUUUUAUCCUUAGGAAAAAACACUUUAGCGAUGAGCUCUCCAUAUCAUAGUCUGAAAAAAAACAAGGUCCCACUGUUUCCGGGUCACAUGUCAGGUAAUAGACCAAUUCCAUUUCGACCACCUGACUACUCUGAUGAUGAGAACAGGCUUCUGGAAGAAAUCACAACUAGCAUGGCUCAGGAUAGGCAUAAGAAGCAUAAACACCUGCCUCACUUAAAUAACUCUACUAGUCCACCACAUAUGAAAAUUCCAGACACAGCUAGGAGUGACCUGUCCACAGAUAGGAGACUCUUGGACUCUGCAGUGCCACCCACUAACUCUGAGCUGAUGAGAAUCAUGAUGAAUAAGAUAACACUCCUUGAGCAAAAGACCAAAACACAAGAGACAGAAAUAAAAAAUAAAGAUCGGCAAAUUAAAAUCCUGGAAGAUAAAUUACAGAUUAUGGAAAAAGCUUGCAAGGACAACACAGGAACAAACAAAGCAAAAGAUUUAGAGACUCAUUGUUUGUUACUACAGCAGCAGGUGCAUGAAAUGGAGACUUUUUUGAGAGAGUAUGGAAUGGUAUGGGUCGGAGAGACACCAAACAGUAACUCCAAUGUUUAUCUUCCUGAGAGUGUAGAAGAUGAAAUUGAGGAGGAUGAUGAGAACAAUGUGACCAACACUUCUGUGCGGAGCUAUUCCCCUGACAAUUCUAUUGCUUCUUCAAACCCUUUUGGUGUUUGGAGGCAGGAUAAAUCUCUUCCUGUAAACCAGGCACCCCUGAACAUUGACUUCAAUUUGCUGAUUGAGAACAUAAAAGACUUAAAUGUUCUUGCAGGCGAAGGAGUUGCACAGAUUAAGAAGACUUCAGAUGGUGCUAGAUUUGUAGUUCCGGAUCCGGUACAACUUACAAUAUAUGCUAAUGGCAUUCUGAUGUUUGAUGGUCCAUUUCGUCCUUACACAGAGCCAAGGACUCGCCAGUGUGUGCAGGACUUACUUGAUGGUUACUUUCCAUCAGAACUUCAAACGCGUUAUCCAGAUGGAGUUCCAUUUGUGGUCACAGAUUUAAGAGGAACCCACUUCCAACCCAAAUCCAGCCCAGUAAUUUUCUCUGGUGAAGGUCAGACCCUGGGUGGAGAACACAAGCCAUCACAUCUGAUCCGCACACACCUACGAGAUUCUUCCAACAAAUUGCAUGUUCCAAACCCUCAAAACAUGAUCACUUCAAGUGAAGUUAAGCCAACAGUGUUAGUCACAUCUAAGUUGCCAGGAAAGCCUAUGACACAAAACCAAUUUCUAAAUAAGUUACCAAAAACUGUGAUCAAAGAUGGGAGAGUGAUAGACAUCAGAGACUCAGUGGCCAAGACUCUGGCAGGCCAAGACACUACCACCAGACCUCUUGUUACACUGGACAGCAAAGAAUCUACUGACACUUCUCCCACAGUGGUAACAUUGCCAGAAAGGCCUCAGUCUCAGCCUGGAAAGAUGACAACACUGAGGAUUCUGACAGAAAAUGGCGAGCAGGCUCUCAUUGUGAAAAUGAAGUUUGAUGAGACCAUAGGUGAUCUGCGGCGCUUAUUGGACACACACCGUCCACCCAAAGUACCUUACGACAUUGUCUCCACUUUUCCCAACAAAGUACAUAAAAACAACACUUUAACACUAGAGGCCAGCGGGUUGACCCCCAACGCUGUCCUCCACCUAAAAGCCCAGAAGCAGUAAAAAAAAAAGAGGAAAGAAAUGAGAGUGUGCUGGCUGUUGCACAAUUCAUUCAUUCUUAUUGCACUUGUUUUAUGUUUCAUAAGAUGUAAGUUGUAAAUCUUGUAGACUUUUGGCUCUAAACUUGUUGACAGAGCUGUAGCCUCCACAGGUAUUGAUGACUUUUUUUAACAGUCUUAGAAGCUGGAGAGGAACCCAACGCAUAAGGAACAAAAUCUUUUUUUUUUCCGUUGAGUUGGGUAUUUCAUUUGGUCAUUUCUUGAAUACAACCUUGGUAAAGAUUUGUGUUGUAGAAUGGUUUGUUAAGAUACAUUCAAUUACUUAGCAUAAUAUUAGUUUGAUGAACCACCUUCUUAUUUUACUAUUCAUCAGUUGGUGAGCAACAAAUGUUUAAUAGCACAAAAUGAAACUAUUUGUUUUAAAGCACUGAUUAAAACUCUUAGAAAUAGAUGAUGUGUUAGUGUGUACAAAGAAUCGAGUAUACAUGUAGGACUUUACUGUGGCAGAGGGAAGGUAUACUCGAAUUCAUGGGUCAGUAUUAUGUGUGCUGUGGCAGUGUUACAAUACAUAGAAUGAAAAAAAAAAUUUUUUAUAUAAAUAUAUAUAUAUUGCCUAUCUAUCAACUAUUUCAACAUAGUGAUACGGGUACUAGAAUUGAAAAGUAUGUUUGUGGAGCAUUAUAAAGCUGGCCAUUCUGUUGUAGAAUGCUAAAAAAAAAGGUUUCUAGCCAAAAUAAACAAUAUAUGUUUCAAUGUAGUGAAGUACAAGUAUAUAAUUAGGAUAACUUUUUUUGGCAAGACAUAACAGAGAGGUGGACUCAGUGUUCAAAGCUUAAAAGAAUUGGUUUUGGGAUUUUUUAACAUGAGUAUACAUUGUGACAAAUUGUGGAACAAAUUAAAAUACAAAGCUAAAAAGUAAAAGUAAAGUAUCCCUUUCAGACCUUGCGAUCUAUGGGGUAGAUGAUGUCAAGGUCAUCUGUUUCUAUGGCUGAUAGUUAAAAAGCAGGGUGUUGUGUGGCCAGCACAAUGACCAACUGCUUUUACUUUUCCCAAUUAAAGCCAGGUACCCAUUAAAGUUGGGUGGACUGGGAGGCGCCCUAAAAAUCCCAAAAUUAAAUCCCGGUCCUCAUCAAUAUUCGAACCCAGAACCCCAGGUUGAGAAGCCAAGCGCUUAAACACUCUGCCGUCGCGCCCCCUAUAUGCAAAGCUAGUUUGCAUAUAAUUUAUCCUUUUAUUUUUCAAAAACAAUAUUUUUGGCCUUUUCAUUUGAGAAUUAUUUUUAACAUAAUUUUUUACAUCAAAACUGCUGAAGUUGAAAUUUAUAAAUAUUUUUAUUCAAACAUUAUGUGACUGUGAUUAAAUUAAUAAAUUUCUCUAUUCAA